AUGGCAGAAUUAAUUAAGGCAAAGACAAGGAGAGACGCAGCUCUUACACUUUCCUCUCAUCCGUCGUUCUCUCUGCUUGCAGUUCUGGCUGCGAGUAUCUUUCUUCUUGGGCUGUCCAUAGCAAACAAGACAGCUGUGGUGAGCAACAAUUCAGGAGUUCAGCCAGCAGGCCAGUGUGGAUCCUGGGUGAAGGAGCCAGAUGGGGGGAGCUUCACAUCUCCCAGUUACCCCAGCCGAUACCCACCGGAGCGGGAGUGCAUUUACAUUCUCGAAGCUGCACCACGACAGUGUAUUGAUCUUUACUUUGAUGACAACUAUUCCAUUGAACCCUCAUGGGAAUGUAAAUUUGACCACAUUGAGAUUCGCGAUGGACCCUUUUCCUUCUCCCCAAUAAUUGGGCGGUACUGCGGCCAGCUGAGUCCACUCUAUGUGAGAUCCAGUGGACGAUACCUUUGGAUCAAAUUUUUUUCUGAUGGUGAACUGGAAGCAACAGGAUUUUCUGCGAGAUACAAUUUCACUGCAGAUCCUGAUUUUAAAGACAUAGGAACACCCAGCCCUCUGCCCUUUUGUGAGUUUUAUCUGGGAGGCCCCGAGGGAUUGGUGGACUCUCAGCAAAUAUCCAAAGAGGGCAAAGCCUUAGCGACUGAGGCAGUUGAUUGCAAGUGGUUCAUCCGAGCCCCACCCCGGUCCAAGAUCUACUUGCGAUUUCUGGAUUAUGAGAUGCACAACUCAAACGAGUGCAAGCGCAACUUUGUGGCCGUGUACGACGGAGGCAGCUCUGUGGCGGAUCUCAAGAAGAAGUUCUGCAGCACAGUGGCCAUCGACAUGAUGCUGAUUUCAGCGUUGGGGGUAGUUCGCAUGUGGGCUGAUGAGGGAAGCCGCAAAAGUCAUUUCCGGAUCCUUUUCACUACCUUCCGAGACCCCCCCUGUGAGGAGAACACGUUUUUUUGCCACAGUAACAUGUGCAUUAACACCACCCUCGUUUGCAACGGUGUGCAAAAUUGCGUCUUUCCUUGGGAUGAAAACCACUGCAAAGAGAAGAGGAAGCCAAGCAUCCUGGAAAAGCUUAAUAGCACUAAUUUGGCCAUAAUUGGAGUCACAUGUAGUAUUGUGCUCAUCCUGCUGAUCAUAUCUUCUAUAGUUCAAAUCAAACAACCACGCAAAAAGUACAUCAUGAAGAGAGAGGCAUUUGACCCGGCGCUGUUCCAGGAGGUGUUUGAACCCCCACACUAUGAGCUCUGUACCAUUCGCAGUGCGGCUACAGUCCCCAACAUGGCAGACAUGUCCAAUGAAUUUGAGCACUUUCAGCGACGGCCGUCCUCCAGGUGUGUCCACAACCACCACUGCGGCUCUUCGGCCACCAGUCCCGGAGGCAGUCGCAGCAACCUCAGCAUACGAGAUGCCACCAUCCUGCCAGACACCCUGAUCCAACCCGUCCGGCCUUUAGUACCACCCACCAACCGCAGGAGCAUCCAUGUGAUGAAGCACAGCUACUCGGAUGUGACAGGUGACUGUGAUGUAGAGGAGGAAAUCUCCACGGUGAGCGGGCAGCUGGAUGAUCAGAAUCUACAGGCUCAGCGCUCAGUCUCCAUUGGCUUCUAA
Scleropages formosus (Asian bonytongue) is the source of this 1602-nucleotide messenger RNA. Its product is annotated as neuropilin and tolloid-like protein 1. Gene Ontology annotation, molecular function: ionotropic glutamate receptor binding. The record is from RefSeq and is a predicted model, not a curated record. Gene Ontology annotation, cellular component: postsynaptic density. Lineage: Eukaryota; Metazoa; Chordata; Actinopteri; Osteoglossiformes; Osteoglossidae. Gene Ontology annotation, biological process: positive regulation of excitatory postsynaptic potential. The transcript has 9 exons. The coding region runs from base 1 to 1602 and encodes 533 amino acids.